This is a messenger RNA of Endocarpon pusillum Z07020, 1122 nucleotides long. RefSeq lists its product as uncharacterized. Gene Ontology annotation, biological process: coenzyme A biosynthetic process. Bases 1 to 1122 code for a protein of 373 amino acids. The record is from RefSeq and is a predicted model, not a curated record. Gene Ontology annotation, molecular function: phosphopantothenate--cysteine ligase activity. NCBI's taxonomy places the organism in Eukaryota, Fungi, Ascomycota, Eurotiomycetes, Verrucariales, Verrucariaceae. Gene Ontology annotation, cellular component: cytoplasm; nucleus. The transcript has a single exon.
AUGUUACCAAGAAAUUCUUUGCUUGCUCGAGAUGCCGACCCGGCCACACAAUACUUCAGCUCGAACCCAGCUCCUAAAUCCCUUCAGAGCCACACCACCUUGGCCAGAGAGUUCAUCAAUUAUCACCAUGGCGUUUCUCCUGAUCGAAGGUUAGUGCUUGUCACAUCGGGUGGUACAACGGUUCCCCUUGAGAAUCAAACUGUCCGUUUCAUCGACAAUUUCUCUGCAGGAACCAGAGGAGCCACCUCGGCAGAAUACUUCUUACAAGAGGGUUAUGCCGUCAUAUUCUUCCACCGGCAAUUUAGUCUUCUACCAUACAGUAGACAUUACAGUCAUAGUACCAACUGUUUCUUGGAUUUCAUGGAUGAAGAUGGCCUGGAGGGCAAACCAGGCAGUGUUGUUGUCCGGAAGGAAUACCAGGAGAAGAUGAACUACGUUUUGCAGCAAUAUCAUUCUGCCAAAAAGAACCGAAUGCUACUUUUAUUGCCGUUCACGACUGUGACUGAGUAUCUCUUUGAGUUACGAAGCUUGGCCACUCUUAUGCAGCCUCUGGGAAACCGAGCAAUGUUCUACCUUGCAGCAGCAGUGUCCGAUUUCUUUAUCCCAAGAGACAAAAUGGAAGAACACAAGAUUCAGUCGUCGGAGCAGUCAAAUGGUAAUAUCACUGAUCAGCCGACUGCUGGUAAGCAAUUGGUCAUCAAUCUCGACCCAGUACCCAAAUUCCUUUCUACCCUCGUAUCAGCAUGGGCACCCUCUGGCAGCAUGAUUGUCAGCUUCAAGCUUGAGACAGAUCCCGACCUACUCCUGUCCAAAGCUCAACAGUCUCUGCAUCGCUACCAUCAUGAUCUGGUCAUCGGAAACCUGCUAGCAACGAGGAAGUGGGAGGUGGUGUUCAUCUCCAAGGAAGGAGAAAAAUGGAUCCGUGUGCCAAAAGCGAGGCGAUCGAAGAGUUUCUCCGGUCUCGAAAAUCUGGUUGGAAAGAUCGAGGGGAAGGCAGAAGACACACCAGUCGACCUAGAUGGUGGUCAAGUCAAAGAAAGAUUGGAAAUUGAGAGCUUGAUAGUUCCAGAAUUAGUGGCUCUACACACGGAAAGAAUCGAGAAGACCGUCGAACCAAGAUGA